AACAAAAAGUUUAUAUAGAUAAAGUGCAAUUGAUUAGAAAACGAGUGGGGGAAGGGUAGCCAACGCACACACAUGUGCGAUUGGAUAACACUGUGAAACAGAUCGGGCUUUACACUUGCAAAAAACUAUUCAAGCAAUUAUAGCAAUUGUUUUUGUUGUUUGGGAAGCUGCAGCCGGUUAUUGCUAUCUCUUUUGGUCUCCAAGCUUUGCAUAUAUCAUUAAGUGUAUGUGCGUUCGUGUGCGAUUUGGUGCAAAAGCCACUGCAACAAUAAGUAAUAAACAGAAACUGUGAUUGUGGAUAAAAGGGGAUCAUUAAUCGCAGAUUAACAGAAAAGUCGAGUGCGGUAAGAAGACAAUCUUCCAGCAGCAGCCAUGGACCACGCCCAUCACAGUGCACCCGGUGUUGAUCACUCGAUGAUGCACCACGACCAUGCGGGCAUGCAUCACGACCUCAGCGGAAUGGAUGCUGCAACUGCUGCGCCGGUUGAACCUGCCUCAAUGUUUGACAUGAUCCCCGACUCCAGUGAUUUGCAUGCCGGUCACAUGGGUCACGCAGGUCACAACCACGGCGGUGGUUCUGGCACGGGAAUGGAGCACAUGAUGCCCAUGGCGUUCCACUUUGGCUACAACGAGACGAUCCUAUUUUCCUGGUGGCACAUCGAAACGGUGGCCGGUUUGGUGGGCUCCAUGAUUGCCAUUUUCCUGCUGGCCCUCAUGUACGAGGGUCUGAAGUACUAUCGUGAGUACCUGUUCUGGAAGACGUACAAUCUGCUGGAAUAUCGCCCGGUUACGGGGCCACAGCGAAAUCCGGAGGCACCGCGUAUACCCUCGCCGGCGGCGGCAGCUCCCUCGCCCGUGCAAUAUGUGGGCGAAGUUGUGCACAAGCAACCACCUUCGAUGCUGUCGGUUAACCACGUGCUCCAGACACUACUGCAUGUCAUCCAGGUGACUUUGUCCUUCCUGCUCAUGCUGAUCUUCAUGACCUACAACGUGUGGCUCUGUCUGAUGGUUGUCCUCGGCGCCGCCGUUGGAUACUUCCUGUUCUGCUGGAAGAAAUCGGUGAUCGUGGACGUCACCGAGCACUGUCACUAACAGAGGACCACCGGAAGCCUCAGCCGUCGAUGUCUCACGGAGGCGGACGCGGAGGAGAUGCAGCUGUCCAUUUAAACGGAAGGCGAAGGCGUUGGUGCUAAGCUGGAAUUGCCGGAAGCUCUCAUCCCCACGGAAAACACACUGAUACACACCCUGCCACUUGCUACUCUCUGGGUAUUAGCCCCAUAACUAAUUUGUAAGCUGGUUGUAAACGAUGCAGCGACAGCCUGCACAGAAUAUCAAAACAAUUAAAAAUCCUGUAGCCGCUGCAUCGUUUACAAUCAACUCAAAAUCCCGACAUUCAGAUCAACUGUCUAGACGGUCUGCCCGCAAGGAUUUGAGGGCAUUCGUUUUAAGUCGAAAGUGUUAAGUAUACAAUAGAACAAAUUGAGCGACAGCGAGCGAAUUGUAUAAAGUUAAGCAAUGCAAAUAUAAUUUUUUUCAGUUGGUACUCAAUCGAUGUUCGCAGAAUUUCCCCAAAAGCAUAUAUAUAUUUUUUUUUAUCAUUACUAUUAUAUACCAUUUUGUAUCCUUAUUAAACGAUUAUGAUUAUUAUUAUUUGAUAAUAAACUUAAUUCUUUUUUA
Messenger RNA from Drosophila gunungcola (fruit fly), 1677 nucleotides. It is a transcript of the gene Ctr1A, whose product is annotated as high affinity copper uptake protein 1. Lineage: Eukaryota; Metazoa; Arthropoda; Insecta; Diptera; Drosophilidae. The transcript is spliced from 6 exons. The record is from RefSeq and is a predicted model, not a curated record. Gene Ontology annotation, biological process: copper ion transmembrane transport. Gene Ontology annotation, cellular component: membrane. Gene Ontology annotation, molecular function: copper ion transmembrane transporter activity. The coding region runs from base 373 to 1092 and encodes 239 amino acids.